CAAGUAGAAGGGUAUAGAAUUGCCCAAAAUGCCCUUUAUAGAUAGAAACUGCAAAUAAUCCAACCCACCACUCUCCGCUCGAUUCUGUACAGCAAUGCUGCACCUCCCCCUCUACCACCGCCAUGCUCCUCUCCCUCAUCACCACCGUCGAUCGUCUUCCAUCACCACCUCCACCACCAAAUCAUGUCCAUUAUUCAGGAGAACACUUUCCACAGCCGUGGAAGUCCAUGUGGCUGGUCCGCACCAGAUUGCCACAGUGAGGUGUAUGGCGAACCAGAGAAGAGUGAAAAUGGUGGCCAAACAGAUAAGGAGAGAGCUCUCCGAUAUGCUUCUCACCGAUAAGGUUUUGCAGUUCGCUGUUCUUCCGGAGGCGGCUCUCGGCGCCGAUCGCUAUCUCUCCUCUCUCACCACUAUCAGCGAUGUCGAAGUCUCCGCUGAUUUGCAGGUGGUUAAAGUUUAUGUAUCUGUUUUUGGGGAUGAGAAAGGAAAGGAGGUCGCCAUUGCUGGUUUGAAGUCAAAGGCUAAAUACGUUCGAAGUGAGUUGGGGAGGCGUAUGAAGCUGCGGCUAACUCCAGAGAUACGCUUCGUAGAGGAUGAGUCUCUAGAGCGAGGAAGCAGGGUGAUUGCAAUAUUGGAUAGGAUAAAGAAUGAGAAAAAGAUGGCAGGAAGCCAGGAUCAACCAUCCGAAUCAUCUGAUCUACCUCAAGAUGAUGACUGGGAGGGUGAUGGUGAUGACCCUGAUGAAAACAUUAUUUAUAUAAAAUAGUUGCCUUCCCAGUUGCUUAGUGAUCAUGCACCUCUGGUUUUUAGCAUGAGUUUAUUUCUUCACAGGUUAGUUCUAUCCUCAAAGCUUGGUCUUAUCCUCCAUGAAUUUAGUUGCAAGCCUGAAUGAGCGAGGUGUAAUCAUUUACCUUGUGGUAGUGAGUUCAUAUCCUAGCUUGCUAUUUUCAAUGGACAUUAGUAUUCACCAUGUCUUUGUGUCAAUUAUUGCUUGGCUUAGAGAUACUAGUUUCCUAAUACAACCCAAAUGUCCCACAUAAACAGGAAACCUGAACCAAAUUCCGAGGCAUUUAUUAUAUCUACGAAUGAAUUCUUAAUCCCAAAUCUUUACUAGAAUACCAUUUUUUUUAAAAAAAAUUAGUAUAACUCAUUGAUAAGCUUUAGAACUCAAGGAGGCAAGAGUGCUCUGAUUCUUAUGAAGAUGAUACCAUCAAAUAUCAAAGGAUGGUAUUAUAGUGCAGAUGAAGCCUAGGUUUUCCACAGGGAUCCCAUCUGAAUGGCUGAAUGGCUUUCCAUGAUGCAAGGAGUGUUAUUUUAUGGCCAUGACUGGUCUCUAAGCAGCAGCAUCAUACAUCUUCAAUAAGUUACUCAUCUUACUUUGAUAACUUUUGGUGAUAGUAUCACAAUUGCAGUUUAUGCAUUGUUAACUUUGAGUUAACAUUACAAGUCCAUGACUGUGUUCUAUUUUAUGCAGGGGGGGAGAUGUAGGUCUUGAUGGUAACAAGGACUGAAGCAAGUCUCCCAAGCUGUGUGGGUCAUUUGAAUUAUAGAUCUCAACAUUCAACCUGUCUAAAAUUACCCAGAAUUUUGUUCAACUUCCAUUGCAACAACUCUUCAUGUUGUAUUCAAUGUUUAAUUUUACUUCUCAAACACUAAAUGCAGGCCUUAGGUGAGAGAGUAGCGUGCAAGCUCUUUAACUUUGGCAGUGGACAAUUCCCAUUUAGUGAAUCAAGUUCUUAUGUAAAUAACCGUGCAUCUGCCAUCAAAAGCUUUUUGGUCUUA
Vitis vinifera (wine grape) is the source of this 1782-nucleotide messenger RNA. RefSeq names its product probable ribosome-binding factor A, chloroplastic. The coding region runs from base 95 to 766 and encodes 223 amino acids. Lineage: Eukaryota; Viridiplantae; Streptophyta; Magnoliopsida; Vitales; Vitaceae. The record is from RefSeq and is a predicted model, not a curated record. Gene Ontology annotation, molecular function: ribosomal small subunit binding. Gene Ontology annotation, biological process: ribosome biogenesis; rRNA processing. The transcript has 3 exons.